Momordica charantia (bitter melon) is the source of this 2927-nucleotide messenger RNA. It is a transcript of the gene APC2, whose product is annotated as anaphase-promoting complex/cyclosome 2. Gene Ontology annotation, molecular function: ubiquitin protein ligase binding. Gene Ontology annotation, cellular component: anaphase-promoting complex. Lineage: Eukaryota; Viridiplantae; Streptophyta; Magnoliopsida; Cucurbitales; Cucurbitaceae. Gene Ontology annotation, biological process: protein K11-linked ubiquitination; metaphase/anaphase transition of mitotic cell cycle; ubiquitin-dependent protein catabolic process. The record is from RefSeq and is a predicted model, not a curated record.
UCCAAAAAAACCAAAAACCCUCUAGUGUCGCCAUUCGUGAACCAGAGCUGGCCAUUUCACUUCCCAGUAGCAAAAGUAAGUUCCAUCGGAACAAUUAUGGUGGAAUCCAGCUCCUACUUGAGUAAUUUAGGGGCUCUCGAUUCCCUCAGCGACGAUGAAAUCCAGGAAUUGCUCAAUGGCUACGCCCAAUUCUGUGCUGCUACCGACGCGCUUCUUAAUGGCACUGCAGAUCUAUCCUUGAGAUCGGAGUUCGUCGCUCACGUUCAAUCCCUCUGCAACCACGGCCUCCAAUCUCUUGUCCUCGAUCUCUUCCUUCGAUCACUACAGGAAAAUUUCGAGAAAAAUGGUGCCUUGGAAUUUUGGGGACAUUUUGAGGCCUACGAGAAUAUUGCAGUUUCCAACGCCUGCAACCCCCCUCAUUCAGAAGAGGAAGUUCGGGAAGUGUUAUGUAAAGCUUUAGAAGAGAUUUCCUUGAAAAAGAAAUUUCAGGAGGAGUUGUUGUCAGUACUGGUUCAUGCUUUACAGUCGUACAAAUAUGAUGCAUUGGAGAAAGGACGUCAGUAUGAGGCUGAAACUGAAAGAGUUUAUCUCUUUGCCAAAUAUCAACUACUUGUUUCCUCAGUUCUUAUGGCUACUCUUCCCCGACAUUUUCCAGAUUUGCUCCACUGGUAUUUUAAGGGAAAGCUGGAAGAGUUGAGUGCUAUCAUGGCUGGAGAAUUAAAUGAAGAUUAUCAGUCUCAAUGUAAAGAUGAUAUGGAUCUAGAUGGAAAAGGUAGAAUCUCCAGCAAGAAUGGUCAAAAUGAUUUUGAUGAAAGCUAUCAGUUGGAGAAGUUUUCUAAUAUAGAUAAAUUAGUGAAGAACAUUGGGAAGGUUGUUCUUGAUCUCAGAAGUCUUGGGUUUACAUCUAUGGCCGAAGAUGCCUAUGCUUCUGCCAUAUUCUCACUUCUAAAGGCAAAAGUUGAUUAUCUUGCAGGCGAUGAUUACAGAAGCUCUGUUUUGGAGCCCAUCAAAGACUGGAUAAAGGCUGUGCCACUCCAGUUUUUGCAUUCCCUUCUUGCUUAUCUUGGCAAUCCUGCUGGUAACAGUAGUUCUUUGUUUAGUUUGAAAUCACCGUUGGCUCCCCAUGCAUCUUCAAUCAAUUCUGGAGUUAAUACUCCUGAAGGACUUAUUAGGUGGCAGUCACGGUUGGAGUAUUUUGCAUAUGAAACUUUGCAAGACUUGAGGAUUGCUAAACUUUUUGAAAUAAUAGUGGAUUAUCCUGACAGCUCUCCUGCAAUUGAAGAUUUAAAACAGUGUCUUGAAUACACCGGACAACAUUCUAAGCUUGUUGAAUCUUUCAUCUCGGCACUACGAUAUCGCCUUCUUACUGCUGGAGCUUCUACCAAUGAUAUAUUGCAUCAAUAUGUUUCUACUAUCAAAGCACUUCGCACAAUCGACUCAGCAGGUGUUUUUCUUGAAGCAGUUGGUGAACCAAUAAGGGAAUACUUAAGGGGAAGGAAAGAUACCAUCAAAUGCAUUGUCACCAUGCUUACUGACGGGACUGGUGGAAAUUCAAAUGUAUCUGGCAAUACUGGUGAUAGCCUUCUUGAAGAAUUAAAUAGAGAUGAAGAAGGUCAAGACAAUGUCGGUCUAGAUGAUGAUUUUCACACAGAUGACAGGCAAGCCUGGAUAAAUUCUUCACGAUGGGAGCCUGACCCUGUAGAAGCUGAUCCAUUGAAGGGUGGGAGGACUAGAAGGAAGGUCGACAUACUUGGGAUGCUAGUUAGCAUAAUUGGUUCAAAAGACCAACUAGUCAAUGAAUACCGCGUCAUGCUUGCAGAAAAGCUUUUAAAUAAGUCUGAUUAUGACAUCGAUUCAGAGAUACGAACAUUAGAACUACUUAAGAUACAUUUUGGAGAAAGUAGCAUGCAGAAGUGUGAAAUUAUGCUAAAUGAUCUAAUUGAUUCCAAGAGGACGAACUCUAAUAUUAAAGCAACAAUAAACUUGCCAUCUCAAAAAGCUGUUGAUCUCAAGGACAGUAUGAUAUCAAUGAAUGACCUUGAUGCGACUAUCAUGUCUUCAAAUUUCUGGCCUCCAAUUCAGGACGAGAACAUUAACCUACCUGCACCAGUGGAUCAUCUGCUUUCAGAUUAUGCUCAGAGGUUUAAUGAAAUUAAGACCCCCCGUAAGCUACAAUGGAAGAAAAAUCUUGGUACAGUAAAGUUGGAGUUGCAAUUCGAAGAUAGAGAAUUGCAGUUCACUGUAGCUCCAGUUCAUGCGGUAAUGAUUAUGCAAUUUCAAAAUCAAACAAGUUGGAGUGCUAAGAGUCUCGCGGCUGCCAUUGGUUUGCCGGUAGAUGUGCUUACUCGGCGGAUAAACUUCUGGGUUAAUAAGGGAAUUCUCACAGAGUCCCAGGCUACAGAUUCCACCGACCAUGUAUACGUCCUCGUAGAAAGUAUGAUUGACACAAGUAAAAAUGUUUCGAACAAUGGCAAUAACGAGGACCUCAUGGUUGGUGAGGAUGAGGGAGAGGGCUCUGUUACUUCUGUUGAGGACCAACUACGUAAAGAGAUGACCGUCUACGAGAAAUUCAUCAUCGGGAUGCUAAAAAAUUUUGGAAGUAUGGCUUUAGAUCGAAUUCAUAAUACGCUCAAGAUGUUUUGUGUAGCAGACCCCUCCUACGACAAGUCAAUCCAACAGCUACAGAGCUUUUUAUGUGGCCUUAUUUCUGAAGAGAAAUUAGAACUGAGAGAUGGGAUGUACUUACUGAAAAAAUAAAACUACCUUAACCAUUACAUCAAGAAAUAUAUUUAUGCCUAUAAUUAACAGUAUCUGUAAAUAUAGAAGUUCUUUUUUUGGGUUAAAUUUAUAAUUUAGUUCCUAUGUAAUUGUUUUCUUAGUUAGUGUUACUGGUGGUGCGAGAUUUGAAGUACCAUUUUCUUUUUAGU